Messenger RNA from Phalaenopsis equestris, 7114 nucleotides. Its product is annotated as formin-like protein 6. The record is from RefSeq and is a predicted model, not a curated record. NCBI's taxonomy places the organism in Eukaryota, Viridiplantae, Streptophyta, Magnoliopsida, Asparagales, Orchidaceae. The transcript is spliced from 19 exons. Bases 151 to 6480 code for a protein of 2109 amino acids.
UCUUCAUCCAGGAGAAAAUUUUCUGGUUAUCAAGCUGGCUGUACGGGCAAUCUUGCAUCCAGCAUUGCGAUGGUUUGAUCUGAGCUCGUCGGAAAGUUAGGGUUUGGAUCGUACCGGGGAGGAAACGGCCGCCGGAGGCGGAGCCGUCGGAUGGCGCUCUUCAGGAGGCUGUUCUACAGAAAGCCUCCAGACCGGCUUCUGGAGAUCGGCGACAGAGUUUACGUUUUCGACUGCUGCUUUUCAUCGGAACGUUUGGAAGAAGAUGAAUACAAGGAUUACAUGAAUAAAAUUAUGGUACAGCUGCAGAGUUAUUUUCCUGAUGCUUCUCUGUCGGUGUUUAAUUUCAGAGAGGAGGGAAGAAGAAAUUUGCUUGCAGAAAUUCUUGCUCCCUUUAAUGUUAGUGUCAUUGAGUAUCCUGACGGAUACCAUGGAUGUCCAGUACUUCCCAUGGGGAUGGUCUACCAAUUCUUAAGGUUCUGUGAUAACUGGCUGUCAACGGAAGGGCAGCGAAACGUUCUCCUGAUGCACUGUGAAAGAGGAGGAUGGCCUGUGCUUUCUUUCAUGCUUGCUUGUCUGAUGCUUUACAGACGUCAGUAUAGUGGAAAAGAGAGAGCUCUGGAAAUGAUGUAUAAGCAGGCUCCAAGGGAGUUUCUCCAGAUCCUUACUCCCUUAAACCCUUCUUCUUCUCAUCUGAGAUAUCUCCGUUACAUCACAGGAAAUGGCAGUGGGUUACAGUGGCCUCUUUGUGACGUGCCAUACAUUUUGGACUGUCUUAUUCUUCGAGAUGCUCCAUAUUUUGAUGGAAAGACAGGAUUUAGGCCGAUUGUUCGUGUAUAUGGCCGGGAUCCUUCUAACCCGGUUGAUGAAUGCCAUCGAGUCCUCUUCACGUCACUAGAGAACAAAGAACAGGUUCAUAACUUCCGAGAGGAAGAUGACUCACAGAUAUCACUAGAUGUUCAUUGCAGCAUUCAAGGUGAUGUUGUCCUCGAAUGCAUACACAUGGAUGGAGAUCUAGAACUUGAAGAGAUGCUUUUCAGGAUCAUGUUCAACACAGCAUUCAUUCAAAACAAUGUUCUUCUUCUGAAUAGAGAGGAGAUUGACAUCAUCUGGGGUUUGGAGGACCAGUUUACUAAGAACUUCAAGGCUGAGGUAAAAUUUUCAGAAUUUGCUGACGGUUCAAAUAACCCCCAAGUCGUAGCUAUGAAGGAAGAUGAGGUGGAAGGUGAGGAGUUCUUUGAAGCAGAAGAGAUCUUUAGCAAUCCCGAUUUGCAUGAUGAGACAAGGGAUCUGGAUUUUCACUCAACUCCCAUCAAAAUACAUGAUGUCUGUAUGCCUGAAUUAGUUUCAGAUCAUGAAGAAACAGUAAAUAGUAAUUUACACUUUGUAUCUCCUAUACAAAAUCUGAAGAAUGGACCAGCACAAGAAAUGCUUAUUUCGAAUGACUCAAGUGUGCCGGAAAUGGCAACACAGCAACAGUUCGGAGCCAGCCGUGAUGGAGUUCAGAGGAUGGAGAAUGAAAACUUGGACAUGAUUGUUGAAACAUGUAUUCAAGAUUUAGCAUUUGUAGAGGAGAACUUGUCCAUAACUAGAAAUCUCAGAAAUGUUUUUAACAUUGUUCUUGAUUGUAAGAAAGUAGUUUGUAACACAGUAUCAGUAGAUGAGGCUAAACACAGCUUAGAAAUCAAACUUCCCAAACAGAAUGAUGAAGCUUAUGAUAAUAGAGCACAGUAUUUUCAAUAUUCCAGUCCGGAUUUUAGAACCCCUAAAUUUGUUGAUCGCAGUGCGUAUACCAAAAUAAAUUCUAAUUUGGCAGAUGAUGAGAUGAGUGUGUAUGAAACGAAUGGUUUGAUACAGGAUGUGAAGUGCCUUGUGAAUCCAGCAACUCUAAAUGCCUUUGUUGGAGGUGCUUUUUGUCAUGCAACUAAUCAGUUAGAAAUUAAACCCGCGCAUCAACCAGAGGUGAGCUUUGAAAAUGGAGAACCAGCAAAGGUAGAAUUUUCCGAAAGAGGCUCCUUUCAUAAUAUGAACUGCUCUGAAUUUGGGAACUUCAAUUUUGUUUAUCACAAUGAGGAUACAAAGGAAAAUCAUUAUUUUGAAGCUGAGGAACAUGCUGUAUCAGCAUCUAACGAACUUGAUCUGGACCCAAAGGGAAAAAAACAAUGUGAUAUGGCUCAAAAUUUUAAAAUUCCAUUGCUUUGCAAUGAAACGAUAAGCUCAGAGACGGAAAAUUCUUAUAGCAGUAUUGUUACUAAAUUCAACAUGAAAUCAAUUCAUGAUAGCCAGGGUGUUCAGUCUGGGAACAAAGAAAAUGUUGAUUGGAUAGAGGACAGGGAAGUAAAUCAUACUUGCGUUGAGGAUGGCUUUGUUUCCCAAAAUAGUGUUUUUCUUGAGUUUUCUUGUGAAAAUAAAGAGGACCAUGUUCAUAAAAAGGAGCAUGAGGAACAACUGCUUGAUGCAUCACAGUUAGCUCCGUCUGAUCCAGUUAGCAUUGUAGAAAAGGGGAAACUACUAUUAUCAGCUGGUAAUAUUGAAAAACAUGCAGAAAUUUUAGUUGUGCAUACUUUUGUUAGCAAGGAUUCAGAAGAUAAUCAUGUCCAUUUGUCAUAUUUAACAUCAACGAACAAUGACUCGCUGACUUCUAUGGCCCCCCAUACAUCUUCCCCUGAAGAAGGUGAAACUGUAGAUUCAUUAACUUUUGCUACAGAAACCCCACAAUUAUCACGUUCAGCACCAUCGGUGAUAAAGGAAGCUUACCAUUCAGCUACUACACCAUUCUUACCAUCUUUUUCUUCUUCUCAGUCAUCACAGAUGCCUGAAUCAAAUUUGCUUUGUUUAUAUCCAACAAGAACCAAUUCCUCUCAGAUAUCACUAGAUGUGUCUCAUUCACAGACCUUGCAACUCUUUUCUUCAUCCAAAGACAUUCCUCCAGCACCAUGUUCUUGCAGCUCUCCUAUGUUGCUUCCUCUAUCCACAACUUCUUCAUCUAAUAAUGUGAGCGAUAAAUCCUCUGCAUCUUCCCUUUCCAGUCUCCCGUCCCAUCCCCCUUCCUCCCCCCCAAUGUUGCAUUUCAAUGCUCCUAUUGAUGGAAAAAUUUCAAAAUUUUCUUCAUUGUCACUUACACCUCUACAACCUGCUUCACACCCACCUCUUUCAAAUUUGAGUGAGGGAGAACUUGUUUCAAUCCAGCCUCUCCAAACACAACUUGAUUCAAUCCAGCCUCUCCAAACGCCACCCCCACCUCCUCUUUAUCCUCAAUCCUUCCAUUUUAUUGCUCCAAUCAAUAGCAAUGAGUCCCCAUCCCCGUCAUCUCCACCACCACAUCCUUUAGUCAUGCUACUAUCAUCCCCAACACCCCAACCCUCACCAAUAUCACCCAUGCCACAUCCAAGUGCGAGAGAAGAUCCCCCUACACUUUCCUAUGCACCAACUUAUCAGUCCUGCCCUCUUUUUUCUCAUUCUUCUAAUUAUGGUUUUCUUCUCAAGGAAACUCCUUUGUCACCACAUAAAUCUCAUAUGCAUGUGAAUGACGAAUUUCCUUCACACUCAUGUCCCACACCAAGUCCUCAACCUCCUCCCUUCCCUCAACCUGCAAGUUCCUCUGCUACAUUCCCAUCUCCACCCACACCUCCCCCUUUACCACCACUACAAUCCAUUCAUCUCCCAUUAUCUUCAACAGUUUCCAGAUCCAACAGUUCAGGUAAUCACCUCUCUGCACUUCAACUUGGAGAAUUCUGUCCUCCUGCAAUGCAUUCUUUUAGUAAAACACAAAGUGCUAGUGAAUUACUUGCUUCUUACCUACCUCCCUUACCUCCUAUAAAGCUCAACAGUCCUACUAAAUCCUUGUCAACUACAAACCUCACACCUCCAUUUACUGUUAGGAAAGGUGAUUUUGAUUUGCUUGCGUCCCACCUGGCUUUUUUUCCACUUGCAGAGUUUCAACAUUCUCCUAAAGGCCAUAUGACGCGAUGUCUAUUUUCGUCACCUUUGCAUCCUGUUAGAAAGUUAAAUACAUCUGAAGUUUCCAAUGUAGAAAUUAUUACACCAUCUUAUGUAUCUCUUUUUCACGUGGGAUCUCCACCGCCUUCUGGGCAGGCACCUCCAGCUUCAUUUUCUCAAAAUCAUCUCCAAGGGAUUGCUUCAACUACAGCGACUCCCCUUCUUCCUGCAGUUAAACAAACUGCGCCUGAGAGUCCAAAAUAUCAGCAAGUACCAAGAGUUCCUUCCUCUACAGUAGCUCCUCCACCUCUAUCCUGUUCUCCAUUUACAAUUUCCUCACCUAUGCAAGAAUACUUAACCCCUUUUUGUGAAAGCAUCCCAUCUCCUUCCCAUAUAGUUCCCCCAAUCUCGCUUCCUGCGUUAUCUUCUUUUUCAUCAACUAAAAAUGAAGGAGCAGGAGCUUGUCCCAUUCCAUCCUUCCAAUCUCCACUAAACUGUACUACGAGUGAAGCUCCAUUUGCAUCUCCAUCAGCAUCUCCUCCUACCGUUCCAAGGCCUUCAACUCCAUGCCCAUUGCUUAAAGCAAAUACUUGCCCACCUCCCCCACCUCCACUACCACCUGCUCCUAUUGGAUUUCCAUCUGCAUCUGUCAUCAAAGGGUGUAAAGGAACUCCAUCUCUACCAUCUCUCCUAUUAGGGGGUUGUGGGAAAGGUUCAACUCCACCCUCUCAUGAACAAACUCCAUCCCCACCAAUACCUCCUCAACUUCCUUACAAAGAACCUGUUGUAGCUCCACCACCACCAGCACCAACUCCUCGCCAUGCAUCUCCACAAACGCCAACUAUCUUUAGAGCUCCACGACUGCCUCCUCUGGGAGCACCACAUCCUCUUCCUCUGCCUACUUUUGAUGGAGCUCCACCACCAUCACCUUUACUAGGAAGACCUAGGGGACCACCACCACCACUUCUUCCUUCUACUACCCCUGGCGGAUCUCCUCCACCACUAACUCCUCCUCUCCCUGAGGGUCAUGUGAUAGCACCAUCUUCAUCUCCACUACCUGGAGGAUUUGAGGGAGCUCCCUCCCUGCCUCCUCCUAGGGUAUAUGAUGCUUUGCCUUCACCUAGUGGACAUCAAUGUGGAGCUCCAUCUCCAACGCCUACCCCUAGUGAGGGUGUACCACCUCCAAUGCUUUCGAGGGCUCCAAGUGCUCCACCGCCACCUCCACGUUCUAGUUUAAGAGGGCCACAACCACCAUUAGGUUCCAUGUCUGGUGGAAGAGGACUUGGAUUUGCACGUGCAGGAGUUUCUGCCACAGCCAUAAAAAAAUCAUCUUUAAAACCAUUGCAUUGGGUUAAAGUAACUAGAGCUAUGCAAGGGAGUUUAUGGGCGGAACUACAAAAGCAUGCUGAUGCUCAGAGCACUACGGAAUUUGACAUUUUAGAGCUGGAGACUCUUUUCUCUGCUGUGGUUAAAAAACCAGACAGCUCUAAGUUGGAAGGACGCAAAUCUGUUACUAAAUCAGAGAAAGUGCAUCUGAUCGAUCUAAGAAGGGCCAAUAACACUGAAAUUAUGCUGACCAAAAUCAAAAUGCCACUGUCUGAUAUGAUGAAAACAGCCCUAGCAUUGGAUGAAUCUAUUCUGGAUGGUGAUCAAGUUGAAAAUCUUCUCAAGUUUUGUCCAACCAAAGAGGAAAUGGAGCUUCUUAAGUACUACACUGGAGAUAAGGAAAACCUGGGUAAAUGUGAAAAGUUCUUUCUGGAGUUAAUGAAGGUUCCUCGUGUAGAAGCCAAGUUAAGGGUCUUUUGUUUCAAGAUUCAGUUUAAUGCACAGACAGCAGAUAUUAGAAAGAGCUUAUACACUGUAGAUUCGGUAUGUGAAGAGAUUCGAAACUCUAUCAAGCUAAAGGAUAUAAUGAAGAAAAUUCUGUCUCUCGGGAACACUCUUAAUCAAGGAACUGCAAGAGGCGCUGCUGUUGGUUUCCGACUAGAUAGCCUUCUCAAGCUAACAGAUACUCGUGCUGUUGACAACAAGAUGACUCUUAUGCAUUAUCUAUGUAAGGUCAUUGAUUCGAAGUCACCACAUCUAAUUGAUUUUCAUGAAGAUUUGAUCAGCCUAGAAGCAGCAUCAAAGAUACAACUAAAGGCUUUAGCUGAAGAACAACAAGGUUUGGUCAAAGGACUAGCGAAGGUUGAGAUGGAGCUGACGGCUUCAGGAAAUGAUGGGAUCGUAUCAGAGGUUUUUUGCAAGAAAUUGAAGGACUUCACUUCUGUUGCUGGGGCUGAAGUGCGAUCUCUAACAGCAUUUUUUGCUGCUGUGGGAAUAAAUGCUGAUGGUCUUGCCCUUUAUUUCGGUGAAGAUCCUGCCCGCUGUCCCUUUGAACAAGUUAUCACCACCCUUAUGAACUUUGUUCGAAUGUUUCGGAGCGCACAUGAAGAGAACUGUAAGCUAGAUGGCCUUGAGAAGAAAAAGGUCAUGAAAGAGGCCGACACGGAUAAGCCUAAAAGCGCAAUUUCUAAAAAGAAGCAUGAUAAGAGGGCAUGUUGAGAAAGCUGGCCUCCUUUCUGGAUUGAACAUUGAAAUAUAGUCACCAUUGGGCUUUUGCAUUGGUCUUUUUGAGACCAAGGCUGAUCCCUUCCGGUUAGUGCAGAAUUCAUUAUUCGCUAGCUCUUGUACAAAUCUAACCCCAUAGUUGAUGCCAUUUUUUUUGUUUUUACUGCAUAUUCGAUAAGAUUUUUUUUUCAUUUAUAUAUAUAUUUUUUCUUUCUUUCUUCCAAAAUUUUCUUAGUUGCAGGUAGAAAUAAGCCAAUUGCUGUUGUACCAUAGUCAUUAGUGAUAAAAGGUUAAGUGUUAAAGCUGAAAAAUCUUGUUUUUGCAUGCAUUCUUAAUAUUGUAAGCAAACUUUAUUUCACCGUUUUUGAAUCUCAAUGUGCCUCUUGAAUGAUCUCCUGCUCUUUGCUACAAUGAAUUGCAUUUUUCCAAUUGAGACCAUUUGUACAGCACAAAUCAUAUUAACAUUUUCAUUGUCUGAUAUACUUUGUUAAAGUAGCAUUUUACACAAAGCCACUCAAGGCUGUUUUGGGGCAAUUUCAAACAUAGCACUCGAAACAUUGCUAUUUUUACUUAAAACAGUACCCUCUUGCGACCCUCUCUCAUGCAAAUAUCAAAAUUCACAAUAAAA